AUGGCGCCCACCAUCCAGACCCAGGCCCAGCGGGAGGAUGGCCACAGGCCCAAUUCUCACCGGACUCUGCCUGAGAGGUCUGGAGUCGUCUGCCGAGUCAAGUACUGCAAUAGCCUCCCUGACAUCCCCUUCGACCCCAAGUUCAUCACCUACCCCUUUGACCAGAACAGGUUCGUCCAGUACAAAGCAACUUCCUUGGAAAAACAGCACAAACACGACCUCUUGACUGAGCCAGACCUGGGGGUCACCAUUGACCUUAUCAACCCUGACACCUACCGCAUUGACCCAAAUGUACUCCUAGAUCCAGCUGAUGAGAAGCUUUUGGAAGAGGAGAUUCAAGCUCCCACAAGCUCCAAGAGAUCCCAGCAGCAUGCGAAGGUGGUGCCGUGGAUGCGGAAGACAGAGUACAUCUCCACUGAGUUCAAUCGUUAUGGCAUCUCCAAUGAGAAGCCUGAGGUCAAGAUUGGGGUUUCUGUGAAGCAACAGUUCACUGAAGAAGAAAUAUACAAAGACAGAGAUAGCCAGAUCACAGCCAUUGAGAAGACUUUUGAGGACGCCCAGAAAUCAAUCUCCCAGCAUUACAGCAAGCCCCGAGUGACACCGGUGGAGGUCAUGCCUGUCUUCCCAGAUUUUAAGAUGUGGAUCAACCCAUGCGCUCAGGUAAUUUUUGACUCAGACCCAGCCCCCAAGGACACAAGUGGUGCAGCUGCGUUGGAGAUGAUGUCUCAGGCCAUGAUCAGAGGCAUGAUGGAUGAGGAAGGGAACCAGUUUGUGGCCUAUUUCCUGCCUGUGGAAGAGACACUGAAGAAGCGAAAGCGGGACCAGGAGGAGGAGAUGGACUAUGCACCAGAUGAUGUGUAUGACUACAAGAUUGCUCGGGAGUACAACUGGAAUGUGAAGAACAAAGCUAGCAAGGGCUACGAAGAAAACUACUUCUUCAUCUUCCGGGAGGGUGAUGGGGUUUACUACAAUGAGUUGGAGACCAGGGUCCGCCUGAGUAAACGCCGGGCAAAGGCUGGGGUUCAGUCGGGUACCAAUGCCCUGCUUGUGGUCAAGCACCGGGACAUGAACGAGAAGGAAUUAGAAGCCCAGGAAGCACGGAAGGCCCAGCUGGAGAACCAUGAACCUGAGGAGGAAGAGGAAGAAGAGAUGGAGACAGAAGAGAAAGAAGCCGGGGGCUCAGAUGAGGAGAGAGAGAAGGGCAGCAGCAGUGAGAAGGAAGGCAGUGAGGAUGAGCGCUCAGGCAGUGAGAGCGAACGGGAAGAGGGUGACAGGGACGAGGCAAGUGACAAGAGUGGUAGCGGCGAGGACGAGAGCAGUGAGGAUGAGGCCCGGGCCGCUCGGGACAAAGAGGAGAUCUUUGGCAGCGAUGCGGAUUCAGAAGACGAUGCGGAUUCUGAUGAUGAGGACAGAGGCCAGGCCCGUGGCAGUGAUAACGAUUCGGACAGCGGCAGUGACGGGGGUGGCCAGCGGAGCCGGAGCCGCAGUGCCAGUCCCUUCCCCAGUGGCAGCGAGCACUCAGCCCAGGAGGAUGGCAGUGAAGCAGCAGCUUCUGAUUCCAGUGAAGCCGAUAGUGACAGUGACUGAGUC
Molecule: messenger RNA, 1590 nt
Organism: Puma concolor (puma)
Lineage: Eukaryota; Metazoa; Chordata; Mammalia; Carnivora; Felidae
Gene: PAF1
Product: PAF1 component of Paf1/RNA polymerase II complex
Biological process (GO): transcription elongation by RNA polymerase II
Cellular component (GO): Cdc73/Paf1 complex
Molecular function (GO): RNA polymerase II complex binding; chromatin binding
Source: RefSeq, a predicted model, not a curated record